Molecule: messenger RNA, 585 nt
Organism: Saccharomycodes ludwigii
Lineage: Eukaryota; Fungi; Ascomycota; Saccharomycetes; Saccharomycodales; Saccharomycodaceae
Gene: SPC3
Product: signal peptidase complex subunit SPC3
Exons: 1
Coding region: 1-585 (194 amino acids)
Biological process (GO): protein targeting to ER
Cellular component (GO): signal peptidase complex; membrane
Source: RefSeq, a predicted model, not a curated record
AUGUUUUCAUUGAAUCAAAGAUUUCAAACAGUAAUCAAUGCAGCUAUCACAUAUGCAAUAUUUAUUAUAUUUCUAAUCAUAACAUUGUUCCACUUCCAACUCUAUGUCGAAAACAAUAUUACUGAAACAGUUAAAGUUAAUAAUUUAAAUAUCAUUAAGCCUAUUUUAAACCUAAGGACAAGUAGAAUGUUUGGUGGAAGUGGAAAGUUUCCAAAGGAAAAUUUAAGAAUCAAAUUCGAUUUAAAUACUGAUUUGUCUCCAUUAUUUACCUGGAACACUAAACAAGUAUUUGUGUAUUUGACUGGUGCUUACAACAGUACUAGCACUUCUUCCUCUGAGGUUACAUUUUGGGACAAGAUUAUUACUGAUAAGAAAAAUGCAGAUUUGGAUUUGCAUGCUGUUAUGGGCAAAUACUCAGUUUGGGAUAAACAGAAUGGAUUUAGUAAUAAAGAUUUACAAUUGAAAUUACACUGGAAUAUUCAACCAUUCGUGGGUAAUUUAAUAUUUGGUGAAGCUGUCAUGAGUAACAGUGGUGACAUUUUGCAUAUACCAGCAAAGGAGCAAAUAACUAAUGGAACAGCUUAA